AUGCAAUUUAAUAUCGGCGAACUUCAUGAAUUAAGAACGGACUUGAGAGCUAUUAGUAACAAUCGCGCACUGCUAAUGCCAUCUCAUCUUCGCUCGUCAAGGAGAAAGAAAAGUCGAUGGUUGAUUUGCUCAAAUUCCAAAGAGGUUCGUUCGGCGAUUUAUACAGGUCGACUCGUCGCUCCGUUGCAUUGGCAGUUGCUUCUGCUGCCGUGGUCCCCGUGGCUUGACCUGUCGGUUUGUCGAAUGGGAGUUUACGAGACGGUGAUAGCUCGCCGUCUUCCAGCGCCAUUGCGUCGAUCUUCUUCUGCUGGCUCGUAUCGAUUUAACGCUAUCAGCGAGUGGCUUCAUGGCGCUCCGGAUCGUCUCAAGGAGCUCUUUGCUUGA
Molecule: messenger RNA, 384 nt
Organism: Microthlaspi erraticum
Lineage: Eukaryota; Viridiplantae; Streptophyta; Magnoliopsida; Brassicales; Brassicaceae
Source: the annotation of a GenBank genome assembly